This is a messenger RNA of Canariomyces notabilis, 3099 nucleotides long. RefSeq lists its product as uncharacterized. The record is from RefSeq and is a predicted model, not a curated record. Lineage: Eukaryota; Fungi; Ascomycota; Sordariomycetes; Sordariales; Chaetomiaceae. The transcript has 3 exons. Gene Ontology annotation, biological process: regulation of exocytosis; establishment of cell polarity; regulation of protein secretion. Bases 1 to 3099 code for a protein of 1032 amino acids. Gene Ontology annotation, molecular function: syntaxin binding; myosin II binding; GTPase activator activity. Gene Ontology annotation, cellular component: cytoplasm; plasma membrane.
AUGGCUAGCUUCCUUCGCGCGCGGCAGGCUGGCAUUCAGACCGAUCUGUCCGCUGGCAUCGCGCCGGGGUCAUUUGCGCCAGAAGAGCUGUCUAGGCAUGGAAUCAAUUCACAGAUCAGCUGUCUAGCCUACGACCCCGUGCAGUCCCUGCUGGCCGUGGGAACCAACGAGUCGCAGUAUGGCGCGGGGCAGAUCUACAUCUUUGGCCAUCGCCGCGUAUGCCGGACCCUGCAUCCCCAUCAACCCACCAACUCGCACACCCGUACACCCUCCUGCUCUACCAGCACCACAGCCUCCUCAUCGUCCUCAAUCCGGCAGCUGGCCUUUGUCGCGAACCACCUGGUCAGUCUCGAUGCGCGCAACCAGCUGGCUGUGUGGGACCUGGCUGCAGACACCACCGCACAAGACAGACCAGCCGCAAAAACAACCUACGGCCGCGUCACCUGCCUGCUGACAGAUCCGGGCCUGGACUGGGCGCUGGUCGGCUUGCAGAGCGGCGACGUGUGUGCGUAUGACCUGGACUGGGGCCGGCCCGCGGUAAGGUGGCGGCUUCCCAACUUUUGGCGGGAGCGAGCGGGCGGCGGGGUUGGUGCUGGUGGGAAUGACAUGGUGGGGCGAGCCAGGAUACAACAGCUUGCGACGGGCUGGGGGGACGGUGUCGUGGCUAUGCAGUUCCAUCCGCGGGAUAUCGGCUUGUUGUUGAUUGCGUACCCGUACGGUGCUGUGGUGUACUCGUUCAAGCAGGAUGCUGUGGUCAAAUACUUCGAGUACGAGCUCCCACCGGGUGCGCCCGGCGGGGAUGGUAUGGUUGUGGACGCACCGCGCAGACCGCGGUUGACGCACGCCGUUUGGCAUCCUACCGGAACCUUUGUGCUGACGGCGCAUGAGGAUGGGAGUUUGGUCUUUUGGGACGUCAACAAGGACGGGAGGCUGGUGGCUGCCAGGUCAAUAUAUGAGACAAGGGUCAACGAGCGGGCGAGGAAGCUUGCCAAGCCAAGGCCCGUUGUGCCGUUCGUCAAGGUGGCCUGGUGCUGCAAGAAGGAUCCCGAUGAUACGGGCGUGCUAGUUGCCGGGGGGUAUGCGGCCGAUGAGGAGCAGAAGGGGUUGACCUUUCUGGAGCUGGGGCCGACGCCGAUCUAUGCGACGUCAUCGUGGGAGGCGCUUGCGAACCACUUUGAGGGGAAACGCAGGGUGACGCUGCCGACGCCGCCAGGAGCAGAAGUGGCGGAUUUCUGCCUGAUUCCACGCUCCUCGCCGCAUUUCAAUGGGGCACAGGACCCGAUCGCCGUGCUGGCGAUGCUGACUUCCGGGGAGUUCAUCACGAUGAGUUUCCCGUCGGGAUACCCCAUAAGUCCCACGAACAUGCUACACCCGAGCCUGUCGUUUGUGCAUCCCUUUGUGCAGAAAAUCGCCGUUAGCAGCGUGCGGCGUGAGAAGUGGCUGGGGUUGGUUGAGGCGCGAAACCAGGGCGACCCGAUCCUCCUCGGCGGUGCACCAGCUGCCAAGCGGAGGAACAUGUCCGAGUUCCGCAGCAUCAUCCAGGUUGCCCACGCCGACAGCACGGUGCGGAUCUGGGACGUCGGAUACGACGAUGAUAUCGAGAAUCCCGGCCAGUUGCAGGUCGAUAUCGCCAGAGCGCUAGACCGUUACGAGGAUGUCCGCGUUACUGCGUUGGCAAUGGCUGAGAACACGCCCGAGUUUGCGGCCGGCACCCGAACCGGAGAGGUGGUCAUCUACCGGUGGGGCCUCAACGGGAGCUUCGGCCGGGACGCGACGAAACCGCUAGACCCUAAUCCCGGCGGACUGACGAAUAUCAGCUUGCGCGCCGAGCCUUCGCUGAAGGAAGGUUUCCAGCCGUUUGUCCUCUACGAGAUGAUGCAGGGCCCUAUCAGCGCGAUAUGCGUCUCGGACGUCGGCUUCAUUGGCGUGGGGUCGGAAGAGGGCUUCUUCAGCAUCAUUGACCUGCGCGGACCGUCUGUCAUAUUCCAGGCGUCGCUGACGGAAUUUGUCAAGGAGGAGAAGCGAUCGUCCUUGCUUGGAGGGCGUUCCAAGGCAGCAGCACCUGCAGGGAGGGAGUUUCCGACUGUGAUCGAAUUCGGGGUCAUGACAUUGGAGGGCGACAGUUAUUCUAGCAUUGGCUGCUUUAUCGGGACAAAUUUGGGCCAUGUCGCCACUUUCAAGAUCCUGCCUGCUGGCCUGACAUAUUCUGCGAAAUUGGCCGGGGUGGGAAAGGUCGGUGGGGACAAGGUUAUCGCCAUCUGCCCGGUAAAUUCAGAGAACGGACAAAUGGCCGCUGCCACUGGACCUGCUGUUGCCGGGUUGAGAGAAGGGAAGCAGGUCCACGGCGUUCUUGUUGUCGUGACGCAAACCGAGAUGCGCGUCUUCAAGCCCGCCUCUACAAAGGGGGCAUCCAAGUUUUUUGACGAUCAGCUCUGCGAUGCUGCCCGCGUGGUCGAGUUUGCCCGCCAAGGAAUCGCGGUUGUAGCCGUCUUUGGCGACCGCACGGCUCGGGCGUAUUCCCUCCCAGCGCUGAAAGAGAUUGGCCGCGCCAGCCUCCCCAUGCUCGACCCCGCUCGCACCGUCUCAACCGCCAUCUCUAGGACCGGAGAGAUCUUUGGCUGGACAGGGCCGUCAGAAGUCUCUGUCGUCUCUGUCUGGGGAUCACCCGGCAAGGGCAGGACGCUGCAGCAGCAGCCGCAAGACGCGCUCAUCAAUCCGGAACUGCCGUUGCCGCCGCGACCGACGAUAAGCAACCUCCAGUGGAUUGCGGGCACGCAGUAUCUGAGCCCGACAGAGCUGGAUCUGCUGAUUGGCGGGGAGGACAGGCCGCCGGGCAAGAGGAUGAUGGAGGCGGCUGCUGCAGAGAGGAGUGCCAUGGGAAGUGCCGGUGGUGCAAAGAGCCAGGAAGGAUGGGGAGAGUACCUGACAAGACAGAUCAAUGAGCGUACUGAGAAGCUGACCAUACUGGACGACACCAUGGCCAAGCUGCAGGAGACGAGCCAGGGGUGGUCGGAAGGCGUGAGCAAGUACGUCAAACAGCAAAAGAAGGAUGUGUUGCUGGGCUCGGUGAAGAAUUCGGUCAAGAAGUCGCUUUUUUGA